UGAGCUCUACUGCUCUGACUGCUCUGACUGCUGAGUCCAGGACACUCAAUCAAUCACAGCUAGCUUAGCGUCUGAGUGAACUGCAGCCAUGUUUCGGAACCAGUAUGACAACGACGUCACGGUGUGGAGUCCCCAGGGUCGCAUUCAUCAGAUCGAGUAUGCCAUGGAGGCCGUGAAGCAGGGUUCUGCUACUGUUGGACUCAAAUCCAAAUCCCAUGCAGUCCUGGUGGCUCUCAAGAGAGCCCAGUCGGAGCUGGCUGCCCAUCAGAAGAAGAUCCUCCACGUUGACAACCACGUGGGGAUCUCCAUUGCCGGACUCACGGCUGAUGCCAGGCUGCUCUGCAACUUCAUGCGGCAGGAGUGUCUGGACUCGCGGUUUGUGUUCGACCGCCCCCUCCCAACAUCUCGCCUGGUCACGCUGGUCGGCAGCAAAACCCAAAUCCCAACCCAGAGAUAUGGGAGGAGGCCGUACGGUGUGGGACUGCUCAUCGCUGGGUAUGAUGACAUGGGCCCUCACAUCUUCCAGUCCUGCCCCUCCGCCAACUACUUCGACUGCAAAGCCAUGUCCAUCGGCGCGCGCUCCCAGUCGGCACGCACCUACCUGGAGAGACACAUGGACAAGUUCAUGGACUGUAACCUGAACGACCUGGUCCAGCAUGGGCUCCGGGCCCUCAGAGAAACCCUCCCUGCGGAGCAGGACCUGACCACCAAGAACGUGUCCAUCGGCAUUGUGGGAAAGGACCUGGAGUUCAUCAUCUACGACGAUGGUGAUGUGGCCCCCUUCCUGGAGGGGCUGGAGGAGAGGCCACAGAGAAAGGUCGUGCCGGCUGCAGAUGAUGCCCCCGCUGCACCUGCUGCAUCUGACGAACCAAUGGAACACUGAACACGCCCCCUUCAACCACAAGUCAACCAAUUAUCUAGCUUUCUAAACUGGGGAGGAGGGAAAGUCCCGCCCUGAUCAUUGUUAGUUCUCUGGAUUGGAUGCGUUCUGUUGUACUGUGCCACAUAUUACAUGUCAACCAAACGCUCUCUGAUAAGAUCUGUCUGUCGCUUUUGUAAGGGUAUGUACCAUUCUACAAUAAAUAAACUUUCUGUAUUGUUUG
Molecule: messenger RNA, 1103 nt
Organism: Gadus morhua (Atlantic cod)
Lineage: Eukaryota; Metazoa; Chordata; Actinopteri; Gadiformes; Gadidae
Gene: psma1
Product: proteasome 20S subunit alpha 1
Exons: 10
Coding region: 89-883 (264 amino acids)
Biological process (GO): ubiquitin-dependent protein catabolic process
Cellular component (GO): proteasome core complex; proteasome core complex, alpha-subunit complex
Source: RefSeq, a predicted model, not a curated record